AUGUCGUCCCAGUCCAAGACCAUGCCAACCCAACCUGAUCACCCCCCCAAAGUGACCCCUGCGACGGACUUGAACGCCUAUGCUAUGGCAGUGCUCAAACAACUCAAGUUAAUGCUCCUUGCGCAUAAACAAGAAAUCAACGACCUUCACGCUCAACCUACGGAAUCGGCCAAGCCCAAUGGAUUGUGGGCUGUUGAGUCGGAGACCAAGGACAUGCUGCGAAAGGUCAAGUUCAACGGAAAGUACAUCUCGGCCUUCAAGGUGAAAUUCCAAACCGUCUGUCAACUGCGCCACAUCUGGGAGAUUGUUGACGGGAGUUAUAUCUUACCUGACGACGCCGCGGAAGUCGAAGCGUUCGAGUACGAGGACAAAACCAACCUGGCCUAG
This is a messenger RNA of Aphanomyces astaci, 387 nucleotides long. RefSeq lists its product as hypothetical. Bases 1 to 387 code for a protein of 128 amino acids. NCBI's taxonomy places the organism in Eukaryota, Oomycota, Saprolegniomycetes, Saprolegniales, Verrucalvaceae. The transcript has 2 exons. The record is from RefSeq and is a predicted model, not a curated record.